UUCGCAGCUUCCUCGGCCCUAUUAAAUAAAGAUGAAGACAGGGAGACCGAACGAGGGAGACAAAGGGGGAGCGGAGGUUGGGUAUGCUAAUGGGGAAGAGACCACGGACUCCGAUGAAGAGAACGACGAGCCUCACGGAACUGUCUCCUGAUCUUGCGGCAGCAGCUUCUCCUGCUGAAAUCCCUCCACAACCUCUGGCGGCAGAUUCCAGGCGGGAUGGAAAGCCGCCGCCUUCGCCGGCAGUGCAGAGGAGCAGGAAGCGGAGAUGCUCGAGGGAUCCGUCUGUAGCAGAGGCCGACCCCUUCCUCACGGCUUGUGGUCUCUGCAAACGCAGCCUCGGCCCUGGUUUUGAUACUUUCAUGUAUAGGGGAGAAGUUGCUUUUUGUAGCAGUGAGUGCAGGGAAAAGCAGAUAACCAUAGAUGAUAGAAAUGCGAGAAAGAAGUGCCCUUCCUCUAGUGUAAAGAAAGCUGAACAACCUACACCCCCAAAGAGCUCUGAAUCCUCAGCGAGCAGUGAAACAAUUACUGCAGCUUAAACUGUAUAGUUCUGCCCUAUUUCCUUUAACAACUCAUUGCAUUAUAUAUCAUCAAUAUAGGCAACAAUUCUGAGCUCCAUGUUUAAGCAAAUUAGAUUGCUUUGAGCUUUGCUUUCCUCCUCUUCUCUUAGCUUUGCUAUGAACAUAGUGUGUGUUGUUAGAUGUUUUGAGUUAAGGUUCUCCAUUUCUCAUUUUCAUGCGUGAAAUGGAACAUGUAUGCAGUGAUUUAUCACAUUAUUAUUUUUUCCUUCGAAGAAAA
Dendrobium catenatum is the source of this 795-nucleotide messenger RNA. RefSeq names its product FCS-Like Zinc finger 3. The record is from RefSeq and is a predicted model, not a curated record. The coding region runs from base 84 to 536 and encodes 150 amino acids. NCBI's taxonomy places the organism in Eukaryota, Viridiplantae, Streptophyta, Magnoliopsida, Asparagales, Orchidaceae. The transcript is spliced from 2 exons.